Molecule: messenger RNA, 843 nt
Organism: Thunnus maccoyii (southern bluefin tuna)
Lineage: Eukaryota; Metazoa; Chordata; Actinopteri; Scombriformes; Scombridae
Product: carcinoembryonic antigen-related cell adhesion molecule 20-like
Exons: 4
Coding region: 1-843 (280 amino acids)
Source: RefSeq, a predicted model, not a curated record
AUGAAUUUUCUCAGGUUAACCAUACUUGUGUUCCUCUCCACAGGAGAUAGUGUGACCUUCACAACAUCUUUAAAACCAGCAGCUGAACCGUUUCUGGCACUGACUUGGAGCUUUAAUGCUACCACCAAUGUGAUAACCUCAACCAGUGUAGAUGUAGUGGGACAAGGCUACAAGAACAGGAUCACGCUGGAUAAAUCUACGGGAUCUCUGGUGCUCAGAAACCUGACUGAGAGAGACAGCGGAGAAUAUGAAUUAAUCAUCAUCCCACAGAGUGCAGAGCAGAUUCUAGGAACUACUAAGCUGAUGGUGCAAACCAAAGUGUCGAGACCCACUAUAGUCUGGCCCACAGGAAACUUAAUAGAAGGUAAAUCCUCUGUCAACUUAACCUGCGAUGCUGACGGCUUCGUGGCUACCAGAGUGUGGAUGAAAGACGGUAUACCACUAGUUUCUGGGGACAGAUUCAGCUUUUACGAUGGCAACAGGGUGUUGUCUAUCAGCCCCGUGAACAGAACAGACACUGGAGAGUUUCUCUGUAAUGUCAGCAACGAUUUCAGUUUUGAUACAGCCAAAUGCAGACUGAAAGUCUUCUAUGGACCUGACAGACCUAAAAUCACUCAGAUACCAGCCACUGCACAACUUGAAGACAGUGUCACUCUUAUCUGCUCUGCUGACUCCCUACCGAAGGCAAAAUUCUCGUGGAAGUUCAGAAACAUGAUGAUGAACGGUCCUCUGCACUACAUCCAUGAGAUGGAAAUGAGGCACCUGGGGCGGUACACCUGCACUGCACGUAAUGAUAUCACUGGUCUGAAGGCCUCUGCGGUCCACGUACUGCGUGGCAAUUGA